Acytostelium subglobosum LB1 is the source of this 2238-nucleotide messenger RNA. RefSeq lists its product as hypothetical. The coding region runs from base 1 to 2238 and encodes 745 amino acids. Gene Ontology annotation, biological process: inosine biosynthetic process; hypoxanthine salvage; adenosine catabolic process. The record is from RefSeq and is a predicted model, not a curated record. The transcript is spliced from 4 exons. Gene Ontology annotation, cellular component: cytosol. Gene Ontology annotation, molecular function: adenosine deaminase activity. NCBI's taxonomy places the organism in Eukaryota, Evosea, Eumycetozoa, Acytosteliales, Acytosteliaceae.
AUGACAAUAAAUAAGAAUAAACCUAUUACAUUAGAUUUAUGUAAACUGUUACCAAAAGCAGAGUUACAUAGACAUUUGGAUGGUAGUAUAAGAUUGACUACAUUGGUAGAGUUGGCAAAGGAGUUGGAUGUGAAGUUGCCAACAUUUGACAAUGAUAAGAUAGGAGACUACAUCCUCAAAGACAAGAACUGUGAAAGUCUGCCACACUUUCUUGAAGCAUUCCAAUACACAACAUCAGUAUUACAAACUGCUCCUGCAAUCUCAAGAGUAUUCUAUGAGAUGUGUGAGGAUGCUUGUAAUGAUGGUGUCACGUAUCUUGAGGUGAGAUUCGCUCCGGUACUUCAUUUGGAGAAGGGACUGAGCCUGGCGGGCGUCAUGGAGGCGGUGUGCGAUGGUCUGGCACAGGCAGAGAUUCGUCUGCGCAUAAAGGUUAGGAUCAUUGUUUGUGGACUCCGUCAUCUUGAUCCAUCGGUCACCAAGGACUUGGCCGAGAUUGCCUGGAGAUACCGGAGUAAGGGCGUCGUGGCCUUUGACCUGGCCGGCGCUGAGAAUGGCUUCAGCUCCACUCUUCACAAGGAGGCCUUUGCAUUGAUUCGUCAAAAGGGCGUAAACUGCACACUUCACUCGGGUGAGGACUCGUCUUGGCACUCAGUCGCUGACUCUAUCCAUCAUUGUGGCGCACAUCGCAUUGGACACGGCAUCGCCGUUCAAGAGAACCCUUCAUUGUUGGAGUACAUGGUCAAUCGUCGCAUUCCAAUCGAGUGUUGCAUCACUAGCAACCUCCAGAUCAAGGGCAUCCCCUCACUGGACGCACACCCAAUCCGUCGAUACUUUGACGCCGGUGCUGUAGUCGCGCUCUGCACUGACAACGUCACAAUGAGCAACAUCACACUGUCGGGCGAGUACAAGAUGGCCAUCGACACAUUCAACUUUAGCGUCGAGGAGGUCGUGCGUCUGAUCGACCAUGCCUUCUCUGCCACGUUCAUCGAAGCGCCAAUGAAGAGGGUGCUGCGCCACGAUGCCGUACUCCAGAGCAUCCGCCUGUUCAAGGAGCAUGGCUACGACGUGUCAGGUGUGCUGGCCAACAAGGACUACUACCUCGAAGCCGGCAUCGAUGUCACUGGCUCGCCCAAGAACUACCAUCCCAUCCCCAGUGUCACCCACGAGAUGUUGUCCAAGCUGCCCAAGGCUGAUCUCCACUGUCGCUUCGAAGGCUCAGUCUCAUUGGAUCAGAUGUGGCAAGAGGUGCAGCUGGCAAAGAUUGACAUCAACAAGAAGUUCCCAUCUAUCAAGCAGCCAAUCAAUGACUUUAACGACUUUAAGAACAUCAUUCAAAAGCCACAUCAUGAUCCCGAAACCAUCGACAUUGCCAAGCGUAUCAUGAACACACUCCUCCAAACAUCUGAUCAACUCAACCGAGGAUUCGACAAUAUCAUCAAUGUUGCAUUGAAUGAUAAUGUACAAUACAUUGAGAUUGUAUUCCGCCCAUCAUCACAUUGUCAGGUGUUGACACAAGAGCAAGCAUUGGCUAUUAUUAUUGCCAAGAGGAAUCAAUGGGAGGCCGAAGGAAACAUUAAGAUUGGCAUUGUAGUAUACAUAUCUGCUGACUUUGAUGACCCCAUCGACGCACUGGCAAUGGCCAAACUAGCCGUGGCCAAUAGAUCCAAUGGAGUCUGUGGAUUCGGUAUCUUUGGAAAUGACCCUAUCCCACCCAAUGAACUACAUCAUUAUGCCAAGACAAUUGAGUACUUGAGGGCCGAGAGCUUUAACUUGGUGCAGUUCUGUGGAAAGUUUGAUAUUGAGUCAAUUGUAUCAACGAUACAUGUUGGCGGAGCCACUCGUAUAUCAGGCGCAUUCUCCAUCUACAAGUAUCCGAGGAUGAUGAAUUAUUUGUCUGCCUACUCAAUACCAAUUGAGCUGAGUCAGACUGACAAACUCAAGACAUUCACCAAAGACCUGUCAUUCACCACGCCGAUCAGACAUCUGAUCGACUCGAAUGUACCAGUUGUGAUAUGUUCAUUCCGCAGCAGCCUUUACUCGUCUACUCGAAGUGACAUGUUGUGCGAGGUCGUCGUCAACUCACAACUCAAUCUCAAACAGGUCAUCUCAUUACUACGCAAUCCAUUCACGUACAACUUCCAAACAUAUGAGAGCAAGCUCAAACUCAAACAACGUUUCAACAAGUUGGCCAGUGAUUAUCUCCAAUCAAUCAGUAUCAACAUGGACAGUCUUCAAUAA